GCUGGUAUUGAGGAAGCCAAGACUGAAGAAAUUAUGAAGCUACAGUCUGCCUUGGAAGAAAUUCAACUUCACCUUCAAGAGACCAAAGAUUUGCUAAUGAGAGAGCACGAGAAAGCAAAGGAGGCGGCUAGGAUAGAAGAAGCCCAAACCGAAGAACUUGUGAAGCUACAGUCUACUUUAGAAGAAAUCCGAUUUCAGUUUAAAGAGGCGAAUGAAAUGCUCAUGAGGGAACGAGAGAAAGCAAAGGAAAAUGCUGAAUUAGUGGAAGCCAAAACUGAAGAGUAUGUAAAGCUACAGUCAGAUUUGGAAGAAUUGCGACUUCAAUUUCAAGAGACUAAAGAGUUGCUCAUGAGAGAACAACGGAAAGCAAAAGAGACUGCUGAAAUAGGAGAAGCUAAAACUGAAGAGCAUGUAAAACUACAGUCUGAUUUGGAAGAAAUGCGACUUCAACUUCAAGAGACUAAAGAGUUGCUCAUGAGGGAACAACGGAAAGCAAAAGAGACUGCUGAAAUAGGAGAAGCCAAAACAGAAGAGAAUGUAAAGCUACUGUCUGCUUUGGAAGAAAUGCGGCUUCAGCUGCAAGAGACUAAAGAUUUGCUUGUGAGGGAACAAGAUCGCAUAAAGGAGACAACUGAGAUAGAGGAAUCCAAAACUGAAGAACAAUUAAAGCUACAGUUUACUUUGGAAGAAACCCGACUUCAGUUUCAAGAGACUAAAGAAUUGCUCAUGAGGGAACAAGAGAAAGCAAAGGAGAUUGAAGACAUGGAGCAGGCCAAAACUGAAGAAAAUGUGAGACUGCGGGCUGCUUUGGAAGAAAUG
Cuscuta campestris is the source of this 819-nucleotide messenger RNA. Lineage: Eukaryota; Viridiplantae; Streptophyta; Magnoliopsida; Solanales; Convolvulaceae. The record is from the annotation of a GenBank genome assembly.